Messenger RNA from Mercurialis annua (annual mercury), 1735 nucleotides. RefSeq names its product E2F transcription factor-like E2FE. Gene Ontology annotation, molecular function: DNA-binding transcription factor activity, RNA polymerase II-specific; RNA polymerase II cis-regulatory region sequence-specific DNA binding. Bases 317 to 1489 code for a protein of 390 amino acids. The record is from RefSeq and is a predicted model, not a curated record. Gene Ontology annotation, biological process: regulation of transcription by RNA polymerase II. NCBI's taxonomy places the organism in Eukaryota, Viridiplantae, Streptophyta, Magnoliopsida, Malpighiales, Euphorbiaceae. Gene Ontology annotation, cellular component: RNA polymerase II transcription regulator complex. The transcript is spliced from 10 exons.
UCAAUUCUGGUUCGACCACGGAGGGAGUAAUGAAUGAAAAAAAUGGAAUCAUUAUGGAACCGAACGUUACAGGCAGGCAGUCCAAUUCGCCCGCACGCGAAGAUUUCAAAUUCCCGCUAAUCUUUCCCACAAAAUUCAAACUUCAAAACCCCAAAUCCCCCGUUUCCAAAUGUUAAAUCCCCCUCUUUCAAAAAAAUUCCCCGCGCCAUUAAAUAAACCCUCUUUGUUUUUAACGGUAUUUCCAUCUCUCGCACACCCGUGUUCCUCAAUUCUCCCAGUCCUCACUUCUCACCGGAAUUAAAACUUCACAAACGACAUGCAGUUUCCGUUCGCCGAAGCCCCUGAAACCUCCUCUUCUCGACACCACGCUUACAGCCGGAAACAAAAAUCUCUAGGUCUUUUAUGCACAAAUUUUGUCAGCUUGUAUGAUAGAGACGGCAUUGAAGUGAUUGGUCUUGACGAUGCCGCCUCUAAAUUAGGUGUUGAGCGGCGGCGGAUCUAUGAUAUAGUCAACGUUUUAGAGAGUGUUGGGGUUCUUGUAAGAAAAGCGAAAAAUAAGUAUACAUGGAAAGGAUUUGGAGCUAUUCCUAAAGUAUUACAGCAAAUGAAGGAGGAGGGUUUGAAGGAGAAUUUUAGUAGUUUUGAUAAGAAGCAGCACAGCAAUAAUUGUGAGAAACUAUCGGAUGAUGAGAAUGAUGAUGAUGAUGACUGUGAUUCUAACCCUAAUAUUGGAAGCCAAAAUGAAAAUUCAAUUCCUAGUGGUGUUCCUAAAUCAACUGCUGCAUCAAGAAUCGAUACUAGAAAAGAAAAAUCGUUGGGGCUGCUGACACAGAAUUUUGUCAAGCUCUUUGUGUGCUCUAAAGUCGAUCUAAUCUCCCUUGAUGAAGCUGCCAAGUUUUUGCUUGGAGAUGGUCACAAUUCACCUAUUAUGAGAACAAAAGUUAGAAGGUUGUAUGACAUUGCAAAUGUCCUGUCGUCCUUGAAACUUAUCGAAAAGACUCAUACAAUAGAGGGCAGGAAACCUGCGUUCAGGUGGUUGGGUUUUGGAGAAGAAUCCAGAAGCGGUUUUGGUGAUAUUUCUGUCGAGUCUAGGAAGAGAACAUUCGGAGCUGAUGUUACAAACAUUUGUUUUAAAAGAAGUAAAGUUGAUUUUUCAGCCGAGGACGAGAAAAUGGGGAAGUCAAAAAUGCAUAACCAAUUAAAAGUUGCAGAUUCAGUAACUAUGGCUGACAGAAGCAGUGUAGGUGAAGAUUCACAGCAGGGUUCAAAGAGUUACCAGUUUGGCCCUUUUGCUCCUGUUACUGUGGCCAAACAUGGUGACACUGAGAACAAACCGACUCAAACGCAUGACUGGGAAAGUCUUGCGGCCACUUACCGUCCUCAGUAUCACAAUCAAGCUUUGAGAGAGCUUUUUGCUCAUUACAUGGAAGCAUGGCAAUCAUGGUACACAGAAGUUGCUGGGAAGAAACCAGUAGAACAAAUCUCCUAACGCUUCACUUCAGUUUCUUGGUGACUUGCAAAGUGUUGAGACUCCACAUUAAUACUUAAUCUUUUAUUUUUCUUAUAGUUUUAGAGGCAAAGAGAUGCGGCUUUUAUGUAGUAUGCCCAUCCUCCAUUUGAGAGUUGUACACAUUUUCUCAAUGUGUAGGAUUUGAUUGCAUGCUUCACUGCUGCAUUUUAAUGAGUUGUAUUCUUACCAAUAGAAGUAUUAAAUAAAAGUUUGAAUCUUUUUCAA